AUGGCGCCGGAGCCGGCCGCGGGGCUACCCGAAGACGUCCUCGCGGAGGUCCUAGGGCGCCUCCCGCCGCUCGUCCUGGCCGCGUCCCGGCGGGUCUGCAGGGCGUGGCGCGACGCCAUCGACGCCCGCCUGCGCGGCCACCUGCUCUCGCGCUCGGUGCGCGGGAUCUUCAUCAAGUUCAUCGGCCAUUGCUUCUCGGAUUUCUUCUCCCGUCCCUCCACGGGGCCGGCGAUCUGCGGAGGGCUCGACUUCCUGCCCAGCGAAGGCGUCAAGGUCACGGAUCACUGCAACGGGCUCCUGCUCUGCGGCGAUCGGGAGCGUGACUACGUCGUCAACCCGGCCACGCGGCGGUGGGCGCGCCUGCCCCGACGCCCUCCACCGCAGAUGCCGGGGUUCGGCCACAGCGCCUACCUCGCGUUCGAUCCCGCCGUGUCGCCACACUACCAGGUUUUCAUGAUCCCACGCCUGCCAGGCGCCAGCGAAUCGAAUGACAACGCCUUGCUUGAAUCGGAGUGGCCUCCCGCGUCCUACGUGCUGCAUGUGUUAUCGUCGACGGCCGGCCAGUGGGAAGAGGAGACCUUUCUUCGGGAAGGGGAGGCCGCGGGGAUCGUCGCAGACAUGGAUUCCGAUCUAUGGUACGAUCGAUAUCAUGCCGUCUACUGGCGAAGCACGCUCUACAUCCAUUGCCAGCAUGGCUAUAUUACAAGAAUGUCCUUGUCAGAUCACACAUACAAAGUAAUUAGACUACCGGCUGCCGAUGAGUUGAGAGGAUAUCCCAACUACUAUUUGGGGAGAUCGCUGAAAGGGGUCUAUUGCACAAAAGAUAAUUUAUGGAACGGGCUUCAGCUUUGGCACCUCGAUGAAUCACGCCAUCAAACAGAAUGGGUGUUAAAGCAUGACAUCGAUCUCACCUCUUUUGCGCGCAAUCUCUACGCGUUUGACUAUCGUAAGAGGUAUGGGGAGGAUCGUGCUCAAAAAAUAGGCGGACCAUGGAUCCUACAGGACGUUAACCAUCGUAAGGUCAUGGAGGAAUAUCGUAGCCCUUAUUACAGAGCACCACUGGAAGAAAAAUAUGACUGGAACUCUGACGAGGAUAACUUUCUCGACAUCGAAGAUGUUGUUCAAGGAGGAUAUAGUGGAGAUUAUCGUUUCCUUGGGUUUCACCCUUAUAAGGAGAUUGUCUAUCUGGAAUUAUGCAUGGGAAGAGGAGUGGCCUAUGACUGGAAUAGCUCAAAAUUUCAGGACUUGGGCUGUAUAGAACCAAGAGACCACCAUUACGUCGAAGAAGGGAUAACCGCAUCUUUCCCGUACACGCCUUGUUGGAUGGGCGAGUUUCCUGGAAAUGAAUUGGAAUCUCUACUUGAAGAUGAGGCGAUAGCUAGAAGAAAAUUGGAACGGGAAGCUCAGCUAGAAGAUCACUCCAACUUUAGCUUCGUGGACGAGUACGAGCUGCACAAGCUCCGUGGGCGAGCCAAGAGGGAAAAGGAUUCUGUCAGCAAAAUUCGUCGCAGACGCCGCGUCACAGCACGGUAG
Lolium rigidum is the source of this 1533-nucleotide messenger RNA. RefSeq names its product F-box protein At5g07610-like. Bases 1 to 1533 code for a protein of 510 amino acids. NCBI's taxonomy places the organism in Eukaryota, Viridiplantae, Streptophyta, Magnoliopsida, Poales, Poaceae. Gene Ontology annotation, molecular function: protein binding. The transcript is spliced from 2 exons. The record is from RefSeq and is a predicted model, not a curated record.